Linum tenue is the source of this 2076-nucleotide messenger RNA. NCBI's taxonomy places the organism in Eukaryota, Viridiplantae, Streptophyta, Magnoliopsida, Malpighiales, Linaceae. The record is from the annotation of a GenBank genome assembly.
AUGGUUCUCUUUGAUUUCAAGUCAAACAACCAUUUUGUUACCUCCAAUGACAGUACUACCCUCAGAGUCUGGGAGUUGAGAAGUUCUACUAUUCAUCCUUCCCAUAUCCGAAAGACUCACUGGAAGGAAGUUGGCAACAUCAUUGUCAAUAGUGACGUUGAUAAAGACGACAACUCGGGGGAAGAGCAAUACUACGACGGCUUGUUGUUUUUUGAUGGCCAUGGGAAGAUCGAGGCACAUGAUGCCCUGACCAAGCUAGCACAACACCUCGCUUGGUCGGGUCUGAUGGUCAGCCCUGGAGGCUACUGCUUCCAGAACAUGACUGAGUUGGGAGAGAAUAAAGACUUUGGGAUUCAGUACUAUCUUCGAUUGAACGAUCUUUUUAAUUGGCCUCAUCAUGGUGUUCACUUGGCGAGGAUCAGCACCUGGCAGCGCUUGGAGUUGGAGUACAUGGUGCCAAGGCAAAAGAAAAUAUCAAAGCUACCGAUGCUGGGCGGGGUGAGUAAAGAGAAGUACGAGGAGAUGAAAAGGAUGUUGAACAUGAAGGAUGAGCAGCUGGAGAAGGUAGCUAAUGAAAUGGAAGAAGAAAUACAAAAGUUGGGGGAUGAAAAGGAUGAAGAGCUACACAAACUUAGAGAAGAGAUGGAAGGGGUCAUUAAAAAGAUGGUGAGAGAGAAGGAUGAGGAGUUAUGGAAACAGAGGGAGGAGAUGGAAGAAGAAAUACAAAAGGUGUGUGAUAAAAAAAAUGGAGAACUACAAAAGCUAAAAGAGGAGAUGGAUGAAGUGUGUGAAAAUCAGGAGGAGGAGUUACAAAAGUUGAGAAAGGAAAAGGAUGAGGAGCGGCUAAAGCUAUUGAAGAAAAAAGAUGGUGCGCAAAAAAUGCUCGAAAGUGCAAGUAAUGAAUUGCAAAAGCUGAGGAAGGAAAAGACCGAGGAAUUGCGAAAGCUAAGAGGAGAAAUGCAAGAAAAGAUUGAAAAGAUGAGAAAGGAAAAAGAAGAAGAAGUGGAAAAUCUAGAGAAGAGGGAGGAGGAGAUCUUACAGAGGUUGAGAGAUAAAGAUGACGGACUUGAAAUUCCAAUGGUGGAGAAGAUCAACACACUAGAAAUGUUGUGUAAAGAAAAAGAUGAGGCAUUUCAGAAGCUUCUCGAGAAGAAAGAUGGUGGAUUACAACCGCUUGGAAAAGGGAAGGAAGUUGGAGUGGCACUGGAAAAAUUGCAGAAAGAGAAGAACGAGGAAAUGCAAAGUCUGAGACGAGAGAUGAAUGAGGAGCUGGAAAGUUUAAGAAGGGAGAAGGAUGCAGAGUUGAAGGCGAAAAAUAAUGAAUCGGAGAUGUUGAAAAGGAUACAGGAUGAGGGAACAAAGAUGAACAAAGAGCAUGAGGAGGAACUAACAAAAUUGAGAGAGGAAGUAGAAAGUCUAAGAAGGCCUAAAGAUGAAGAAGCAAGUCAAGCAAUGAAAGAGCAUGAAGAGAUGAAAAAAGGGGUAGAAAAUGAGCAAAAGGAUAAAGAAAAAGCAUUGCAAAGUCCGAUGAAUGAACAUGAUGUCGAGUUCGAAAAGCUAAGGAACGAGCACGAAAAAAUGUUAAAAGAGUUGGAGCAACGUAUCAAACAAUCAUGGAUGCCGCUGCCAACGACACGAUACGUCUUUAGUGACCCCGGCCAUAAAAUGAAAAGACGGGCGGUGCCACUGAAUACUUGGUGUACCGAAGGUGGGUUCACCUAUAUUUAUGACCAAAAUCUCAUGGGGGGCUCCUUACCCUUCCCCCGAUCAUGUCAUCGUAUUGAAGUCGUGGAUGAAGAGAACCAAGAUUGGCCGGCUCCGCUAAAGAUUCAUGUAUCUUGUGGGUACAAUGACUCAUUAGACCAAAACAACUGGUGGUUUGUGAAGAUGUUACUAGCGAAUGGCAGUCUGACGAUGUUGGCAUAUUACGACGGGAAUCGAAGCUGUCUUACUGGCUAUCAAGGUAUCCCUACCCGAAUUCCAUUCCGUAGAGACACUAUUGUUCACACAAACACACAAUUCCUUUUGGUUCCUUUGUUUGGCGGAUACACGCUUGGUUUCUUGUAUCGGGACUGA